CAAUUAGUUAUUAAACAUAUCAGACAUGAUGUUGAACCUCUUCUGUUCUGAAAGGUUGUAAGUGUCUCUGCAGUGGAUAGAAAGCCGGAGACAGACUGUAAGUUUAGGAAAGAAAAAGAAGAGGAAACCUACAGGAGGGUUUUUUUGUGUGCACCCAGUUAAAACUCUCUGCCACACAUGACGAACGGGCUUGUUUGCAAAGACUCGUGUUGCAGUGAGGAUCUCUCUGCUCUGUGAAAGGAUCCACUGAUGAAGAGUCGUGCAGGGAGGCGGUGCAGCUGCAGCCUCCUCCUCCUCCUCAGGCCUCAGAUGGGUGCUGCUUGUGCUCAGCUCUUGUUGGCUGCCACCCUGUGGAUGAUGCCUCACAUGGGGACUUCUGCUGCUGCUGCUGCUGCUGCAGCUGCUGCCGUGCCGUCAAGCUCCACAGAGCCGCUCAACAUGAGCCGAGCUGGAGCUGAGACACGCUCAGACUUCAGGUUGCUCACUGGAGCCGUAGCAGGACGUAAACGAGCCAUUUCAUCCAGAGAGAUCAACGCUCUGCUGGAUUACCACAACAGAGUCCGCUCUCAGGUCUUCCCCCCUGCAGCUGAUAUGGAGUUCAUGCUCUGGGAUGAGGUGCUCGCUAAGUCCGCUGACUCUUGGGCUUCACGAUGCGUUUGGGAUCACGGUCCGACGCAAGCCAUGAGAUACAUGGGUCAAAACCUGUCAAUCACUUCAGGAAGCUACCAGUCCAUCACUGAUCUGCUCCGGUCCUGGUACGAGGAGAGGCAUCACUUCUCCUACCCGAACAGAUGCAGUGGAUCAGUGUGCUCUCACUACACGCAGAUGGUGUGGGCGAGCACUAACAGAGUGGGAUGUGCUGUCAGGAAGUGCUCCAACAUGUACGUGUUUGGGAGCACGUGGAAGGAGGCGACGCUGCUGGUCUGCAACUACUCCAUAAAGGGAAACUGGGUGGGGGAGGUUCCCUAUAAGAGGGGGAAGCCUUGUUCUGUCUGUCCGUCCAGCUACGGCGGCUCCUGCUGGAGAAACCAGUGCUCAUCAAAACCCAAAAGACUUACCACAUAUUAACACAACGCAGUGUUUUCAAAUGUGUUUUAAUGGAUAACAAUGUCACAAUCCAUGUAAAGUUUUAGGCAACACCAGGGCUGCACAACACAAUGAUGUCCAGUUACCACUAUGUUCAAUGUAAAUCUUUAUUAAUGUUUGUCACUAACAGAAUCAUUUUAUUUCAUUGGGUUGAAUAGUUGCCUUUUUUUUAUACUUCUUAAGGACAUCCACGCAGAGUUCUUGCACUGUUUUUGAUUAAUUUGAGUGACUUUUCAGAGUCAUUGACCAGAAAUGAAGCACUUUUGUUGUACAGAUUAUAUUAACUAUAAACUUGGAUGUGUCAUUGAUUGUCUUUCUAAUCUGAUUGAAUAUUUUUCUUUGUUUAGUGUCAAGUCAUUUGCCUAACUGAACAGUAAUUACGUUAUAAAUAACUGAAGCUGCUGUUUUGUAUAUCCCUAUAAAUAAUCUUCUGU
This is a messenger RNA of Cottoperca gobio, 1520 nucleotides long. It is a transcript of the gene r3hdml, whose product is annotated as R3H domain containing-like. The record is from RefSeq and is a predicted model, not a curated record. Lineage: Eukaryota; Metazoa; Chordata; Actinopteri; Perciformes; Bovichtidae.